This is a messenger RNA of Pochonia chlamydosporia 170, 1398 nucleotides long. Its product is annotated as F-box-like domain-containing protein. Lineage: Eukaryota; Fungi; Ascomycota; Sordariomycetes; Hypocreales; Clavicipitaceae. The record is from RefSeq and is a predicted model, not a curated record. Gene Ontology annotation, molecular function: protein binding. The transcript is spliced from 2 exons. The coding region runs from base 1 to 1398 and encodes 465 amino acids.
AUGGAGCAGAAAUGGACACAGCACUGGGUCAGGCACCAAGUUCUGUCACUCCCCGAGCUGCUUGUUCAUAUAUUCGAGUAUCUAGAACGCGAAAAACCGACCUUGGCAGCCGUAGUAAGAGUCUCUCAACGGUGGUUUGCUUGUGGAACACACGUCCUUUGGCAAGAAGCACCAUACCAAAAGCUUCUCCAAGUCGAAGCCAGCCGUCGUCAAAUUUAUGCCCCAAAGUUCACCAAAAUUAUAUUCGAGGGCGAUGAUGACGCACCCGUUCACUUUGAGUUUGAGGAACUGAAAUUCUUGAACGUAAAGAUACUCUCAGUUGGGGCAGAGCGGAACAAGGAUGGCCGUCAGCCUUUCAUACGGCAGUACCUUCAGCAACCCUUGCAAGACUUUUGGUAUAUUGGAGGGGACUUGGACCACGACUUCUUAACCUACGUGAAGGAUACAUGCUGGAACAUUCGCAGGAUUCAACUCGACUCGCCAGGGCCUAAAGUCACGCCCGGGUUUUUCUACAGUUUCAUCUCCGAAUUGCGGACACUGCAUCACAUGGAAUUCAAGCACCAGAUGGACCACCUGGUCACCGGUGAUCUCCUCGUGCAUCUUGCGAGUCGAGAGAAUCUUUCACACUUGGUGAUUGGAACCUUUGUCCGCAACAAGCUUGUUCGCCGACUGGUGAGGGAAGUUCGUGAACCAUUCCCAGCCAUUCGAGACCUGUUCAUGAACAUCGAGACGGACAGCUUCUCCUUAUUAGUCAAGUUUUUGGGAAAUCUUACUCACCUUCACCUUAUGGUCCGGGACGACUACGGCGAAGUCAUCCGUAAAAUUGCCCCCCUGACUAUAUUGGUGAAACUAGCACUGGAAUUCACAAUUGACACUGAGCUUUCCAAGGACGAAAUUAUGGCCCUCAAGUCAUUCCCCAGAGUUCGCGUGCUUCGCAUUUUCACACAUGGACAACAAGGCGCAGUACAUGUCUCAGCGAGGAAUUCUGGCUUCUCGGAUUCUGACUUUGAUCAUGUAGUCAAGCAUCUCCCGGCGUUGCGAGAAUUUGCCUUCAACGUGGCAAGCAAUUUGACCGCCGAGGCCCUCGCGUCUCUGUCUCGCCACUGCCGGUGGCUCAAAGACGUUUCAAUACCCCAAAAGUUCGACAUGGAACCGUUUGUUAGGCCGGAAUCGCAACCACAACUGAGUCUCCCUUACCUGAUGUGGCUCAGCAUUGAUGGGUUCGUAACACCGCCGGUGCAAGAUGAUGCAGAAGAAGGCCAAAGACCCGAUCCCACUGUACUUGUCGCCAGGCUGAGAGAAUGGUUUCCCAGGCUGCAGAGGGUUUAUGUUGAAAGCAUCGAGGAUUACACACAACAUUUCAACGCUGAAUUCGAAUCUUUGGUCGGUGGACAGUAG